Molecule: messenger RNA, 1152 nt
Organism: Pseudozyma flocculosa PF-1
Lineage: Eukaryota; Fungi; Basidiomycota; Ustilaginomycetes; Ustilaginales; Ustilaginaceae
Exons: 2
Coding region: 1-1152 (383 amino acids)
Source: RefSeq, a predicted model, not a curated record
AUGGCCAACCAGAAAAACGCCCAGGAGCUGCUCAAGUGGGGGCUGCAGCACACGCCCGACAACGGCGUCGACGGCUCGGCCUCGGUGGCGCAGAUCAGCGCCGACAUUGAGGCGGGGCGGCGGCCCGACCUCUCCGACCCGCGCCUCUACGAGGCCAUCAUGGGCAAGUCCGAGGCGCAGAUGAUGCAGGAGGAGCUCGCCGUCGCCCUCGACGCCACCAGGCCCCUCGACGACCGGUGCACCGCGCUCGACAACUUUGAGAUGCUCAUCGAGACCAUCGACAACGCCAACAACAUCACCAGCAUGAAGAUGUGGACGCCGCUCGUCGAGCUCCUCUCGGCCUCGGAGCCGCGCAUCCAGACGGCCGCCGCGUGGAUCGUCGGCACCGCCGUGCAGAACAACGACAAGGGCCAGGUCGCCAUCCUCGCCUUUUCGCCGCUCGCGCCCCUCCUCGACCUCCUCCGCUCCGACGACACACAGACCCGCAGCAAGGCAAUGUACGCCCUCAGCGGCCUCCUCAAGCACAACCCGGCCGCCGUCAAGCAGUUCCAGGACAUGGACGGCUGGUCCCGCCUCCGCGGCGCGCUACUCGACCCCAACAUCACCCUCCGCAGGAAGACGGCCUUCCUCAUCAACACCCUCCUCUUCCAGGAUCCAAACGUCCCCGGCUCCUCGUCUCGUGCCGCCAACCGCAGCGCUGAAGCGACGACGGCAUCGACGAGAUCAUCGACCUCGACAGCGCUGACGACGACGGCAGUCGCACCCGCUUCCAGCGCGACUGCAGUGGCACCUUCGUCUUCCGAUCCGCGCGGACCGGGUCCUGCGCCCCUCGAGCGCGGGCCAGAGACGAUGCUGACGGGCGUCGCGCACCCAGACGUAGCCGUGGCGGCGCGCGCCGACCUCGACUUUGCCGAAAAGGCCACCCGCGCCAUCCUCACCUUCACCGCCAAGCUCGACGAUGGCCAGCCCGGUCGGACCGCCGUCGGUCUCGACGACGGCAUCGUCAGGCUCCUCGCUGCCCUGGCCGCUGACCUCCGAGGCGCUCCCCUCGAUCCCAACGCCGGCUUCAAGGCGCGCUGGGACGAGCUCUCGAUCGAGCGCGACGCCUUCGAGGCGUUCGACAGCAGGGUCAGCACCUGGACCGCCGCCUGA